AUGCGAUCCUUAACAGAUGCUGACAGAGCCAUUAGAGAACUCGGCAGAACCCAGAACCUGGGGCCUCCUCUCGAUUCGCUGUCCGUCCGCUACGCCGCGGGAGAGGCUGAGCGACUCGGGUUCCCUUCCUGCGGCUAUGGCGGGGGCGCUAUGCCUGGCGUUGAUGAAGCAAAACUCUUCGUGGGGUCUCUCCCCAAAGAUGUCAAAGAACACGAGGUACGGGCUCUCUUCGAGCAGUAUGGCUCCGUGCAGGAAGUCUUCCUGCUACGCCAUAACAAUGGGGACAGCGGUAGUAGACCGAAAAAGGGUCCAAGCGGCUCGGCAUUUGUGCGAUUUGCAUACAAAGAGCAGGCGCUACACGCGAUUUCAAGCCUAGCAGGGAGAUAUGUCAUGCCGAGUCAGUUUGAAAGCCAUGAGCCCAUACCGGUCCACAUAAGAAAAGAGCAACUCCAGAAGCUUUUUGCCGCUCCUCUUCCUCCUCCCAAUCGGUGUUCCUUACUUACAGCCAUUUUCUAUGUUGCUCGUGGACUGGAAGUUCGCUUCGCGGCUGCAAGACGGCGCCAACCAGCAUCCAACACUGUUGCUACCGGAUCGGGGUUGCAUGCACUGCCUGAAGCUCCCAGUGAGAAUCUAGACAGGGAAACCCUCUCAGCUUCAGCGAGACAGGGGGUCCCCGAAAGCACUACAGGAGACGCGUGGCUUGAAGCAGAGCCAUGGGAGGAGCUCUUAUCUCUGGCAGGAGAAGCGCUGGGCUUCCCGCAACAGACGAAUUCUGGGAAGACAGAACACAUGCCUCUCGAAGGAUCGAUUUCACCUGUAAGCUGUCGCGUCUCUCUUGACCUGACCAUUCUAAGUGAAAGAGCCAUUCUCGACAGACCCGCUGACUUCAGCAAUUGGAUUGCUCCACAUAAGCCUAGGGAAGAGGAUUUGGCUGUGUGUGUGCAGAAUCGAGGUCUGGAGUCAACUCUUCUUCCCUCCCUGCUGCUUGCUAACCGUCCCGGUCUUGAUGUGGAGACUGGGAAUGGUGUGGGCUCCCCCGCAGUCCCCUCUGAGUCUUAUGAGGGCACAGAGUCUCGUCUUUGUCACGAGGAAAAGUCGCAUGGGCCUCCUGGUGCGAAUCUGUUUAUCUUGCACAUUCCAAAUGAAUGGACAGGGGAUGAUUUGCUGCGACACUUUUCUCCCUUCGGCGCCCUUAGAAGUGCCAAGAUUGCAGUGGACAGACACACGAGAAGAAACAGAGGUUUCGCAUUUGUCGACUACCAGGAUGUCAACUCAGCCAUUGCAGCCGUCAGCAUCAUGGAUGGAUAUCAGGUGAACGGCAAGCGUCUGAAAGUGCGGAUAAAAACAGAAGAGGCAUACGAGGAGGCGCUAAUGCUAGAAAAUGUCAUCCUAGAUCGACAUAACACGCUAUUGCCACAAGAGCAACUCCUCGGGGGUUCUACUCGACAGGAAGAUCCCCAGACCCUCGCUGCCUCCCUUUUAGAUAUCGCUGCUAAAAAUGGAUCCAGUAAGCAGCAGCGCAAAGCUGCUUUAAGCGUUUACAUUUAA
This is a messenger RNA of Cyclospora cayetanensis, 1548 nucleotides long. RefSeq names its product CUGBP Elav-like family member 1-A. The transcript has 6 exons. NCBI's taxonomy places the organism in Eukaryota, Apicomplexa, Conoidasida, Eucoccidiorida, Eimeriidae. Bases 1 to 1548 code for a protein of 515 amino acids. Gene Ontology annotation, molecular function: mRNA binding. The record is from RefSeq and is a predicted model, not a curated record. Gene Ontology annotation, cellular component: cytoplasm; ribonucleoprotein complex; nucleus.